This is a messenger RNA of Prorocentrum cordatum, 1464 nucleotides long. The record is from the annotation of a GenBank genome assembly. NCBI's taxonomy places the organism in Eukaryota, Dinophyceae, Prorocentrales, Prorocentraceae.
AUGGAAAGAAGCGACGAUGAACUUCUGAAAGACGUGAAAGAUUGUAUUGCGUUUCUCGAAGAAGGGUCGGCUUGCACCCGCCAGUUCUCCUGGGCAGCUUUGAUGCCGCUCUUGCAUGUUGUUGGAUUGUGUUCCCGCAACAUCUGGAGCUUUGGGCCAGAUGAUGUGCAGCAACUCCUCGCCUACAUUGAGCGAUAUGGUGACAAGCCCAUCAACAUCCAGAUGCUGAGCCCGUCAGGAGCGCCCUUACAGCAUCUUGCACAGGGUAUCAGGAGCAACGACGAGUUCUGCAGCAUGGUAUUGACUUGGCCAGGAGGCGGCAGAGCUGCUGACGAAGCUGCCAGAGCCAUCGUGGACAAGCUGAAGGAGGACCGCGGCGAGGUUGGCGACAAAACCAGGGACCUCCUGAACGCAGUAGGAAAUUGGUCAACUGGCUACGACAUCACCUUCCAAACACUACGAGAAGACCCAUCAACAAUAGUGCAGACGCUGCAAGGUCUCCUCCAAGCAGAAGGAAAGAAGGCCGCUGAUACGAGGCCUACAGAGCCCAAGGUGCUGAAGGCGCUGCCGGCUUCCAAGCGCAGCCUCGUCGACCCGUGGAUCUCCCGGGCGAAGGAGGCGCAAUCGAUCCGCGAGGACCGGUUCUACAAAGGGCUGAAGCCUGCGAUCGGGCUUCUGCGGCUCGCGCUGCUGAAGCUCGCCAGGCGCGCCUGCGAGAAGAGCGGCGCUCCUGCGGACAACUUGGAGAAUGUUCUGGAGGUGAACUCCAUCGACCAGCUUCGCGACCUCCUCGACGAAGCAAAGUUCUCUCUGACGUGGGAGGCGCUGCGCAAGCAGACGGCCUGGCGACGUGCUGUGGUCGACGUGCCCGAGGAGUUGCCUCCGCGCCCUCGCACUGGAGCGGUCUCAGGUGGUGGCAAACGGUGGGCCCUACGAAUCGCAGUUGUUGCCCUUCACGCAAUUGGGCGCAUAUUGCCAGAGAACAGCGUUGUCGGCUUUCUUCAGGUCUUGGCCAAUUUCCAGGAUCUCGAGCGCGGGAGCAGUGUGGUGCAGCGUCCUCCGACCUCUACGUGCGGAGAGGCGGACCGCCCGCAGCUCCCGGGGAGCGAGCACUUCCGAGGCUGUGCCACUUGGAAAUAUGCCGGCACCACGAUUGGCAAGGCGCGCGUGGGCAUUGAGGGCUUGACCCGCGGAGAGAUCCUCGUGAUGCCAGACACGGACUCGUCCCUCACCGUCUUCUUCACGAUGUUGGCGGGGAUCGUCACCGAGUGUGGCGGCACCCUCAGCCACGCGGCAGUCACUGCGCGCGACCCAGAGUACAACAUCCCAUGUGUUGUUGGCCUCGAGGGCGCAUGUUCCAAUAUCAGAACGGGCGACACGCUGUGCGUGCACGGUGCUACAGGACUUGUGGAGGUCUUGCGUUGCAGUGACAUUGUUGCGCCGCCAGGCGAGCAGACGCAGUAA